Molecule: messenger RNA, 1318 nt
Organism: Rhododendron vialii
Lineage: Eukaryota; Viridiplantae; Streptophyta; Magnoliopsida; Ericales; Ericaceae
Product: E3 ubiquitin-protein ligase RZFP34-like
Exons: 12
Coding region: 176-1030 (284 amino acids)
Biological process (GO): protein ubiquitination; ubiquitin-dependent protein catabolic process
Cellular component (GO): nucleus
Molecular function (GO): ubiquitin protein ligase activity; zinc ion binding
Source: RefSeq, a predicted model, not a curated record
UAAAAAAAAAUCUCAUUUUUAGCAAACUUUUGAGCUUUCUUGACAAUGGAGGGCUUGCUUCUUCUCCAAACCCACCAAUUCAGAACGCUAUUAUCAUGAUCUUUUAAUAGCUUGAUUCUUUGUAUCCCCCAUACUCCAUCAGCUCUCUGACGCAAUCCCAUUCUUUCUCAGAGGAAUGGAUUGUGGAUUGGAUCCCCAGAUGAGCAACACCUCGGGAGCUGAGUCUCUGAUGGAGAUGGGAUCUGGACUUUUUGGGUGCUCACAUUACAGAAGAAGAUGCAAGAUCAGAGCACCUUGCUGUGAUGAAAUAUUUGAUUGCAGGCAUUGCCAUAACGAAUCCAAGAAUUCAUUAGAAGUUGAUCCUCUAAACCGACAUGACGUUCCUCGGCAUGAAGUGAAAAGGGUCAUCUGCUCAUUGUGUCAUGCAGAACAAGAUGUAAGCCGCCUCGUUAAAAAUCUUUGGGGCUACAUUUAUCACCAGUCCUUGUUCAACAAAAAUGCAUUCAGUGCGGGGUUUCCAUGGGGAAGUAUUUUUGCUCAAAAUGCAAAUUUUUUGAUGAUGAUAACUGGGGGCGAAGAAAACUUUUUUCAUUGCAAUAAAUGCGGCUGUUGCUACUCAAGGUUGAUGAAGGAUUCACAUAUUUGCGUGGAAAGAGCAAUGCACCAUAACUGCCCUGUCUGCUUUGAGUAUCUUUUUGAUACAACAAAAGACAUGAGUGUCUUGCCCUGUGGGCACACUAUUCACUUGCAAUGCGUAAAGGAGAUGGAACGGCAUUUCCAGUACUCGUGUCCUGUUUGUUCCAAAUCAUACUGUGACAUGUCUCGCGCUUGGCUGAAGCUUGAUCAGGAGGUUGCUUCAAUGCCCAUGCCUGAAAUGUAUGAAAAUAAGAUGGUUUGGAUCCUUUGCAACGACUGUGGGGAGACAUCUGAGGUAAAUUUUCACAUUGUGGCACACAAGUGUGUGAAGUGCAACUCUUACAAUACAAGGCGGACACGAGGAGGCCCCGCUUCUUGUUCAUCGAGAAUUUAGAUGGUGAGAUGGUUUUCUACUGAAAUUAAGUCUUGGGAAAUAAUUUCUUUCCCGAGGAAGGGCAGGCUUACGUUCCUUGAUUAUUUACUGAUUUAUGUCUGUAGUUUUGCCCAUGUGGUACUUGGGCAAUCCGGUGACCCCUCUUGCUUAGUUACUGUUUCGCUUUAACAUAAAACUGAACGAUUUCUCUUCCUUGCAAAUGUUGACCUCAAUCUGAAGUCAAAUAAGUUCAAUUUCAUUUAUGACUACUUGGAAUCAAACUUCUGGAAUUGUAGUUUUUUGUUUCAA